Messenger RNA from Diospyros lotus (date-plum), 2691 nucleotides. Its product is annotated as IRK-interacting protein. NCBI's taxonomy places the organism in Eukaryota, Viridiplantae, Streptophyta, Magnoliopsida, Ericales, Ebenaceae. The coding region runs from base 225 to 1670 and encodes 481 amino acids. The record is from RefSeq and is a predicted model, not a curated record. The transcript is spliced from 3 exons.
GACGCUGCGAUUCUGCGUAAAAUCGUGAUUACAAGACGACGAAAACGGCUGCCUCUGAAAAUGCGAGAAAACGAAAAGAGAUGGGAGAAAGUUGUGUGUACAAACAAGCGCAGGGGCAAACGCAGUGGUAAUUGCCAAUUGGUAAAUGGGAGGAUUUGCAUUUUCUAACAGAUAACGAUAUCCAUGUAUAUAUAUAUAAAUGCAUAAACCCAAAAUUUGAGAUAAUGUACAAAAUGGCUUCUUCUUCUUCCUCGAGGCCCUCUCUCUCGCCUUCUGCUUCUCGCCUUCAUCCUCAGUUCACCCCUGAAUGUGAGAGAGAAGAAAACGAAGAUGAAUUUGAAGAAGGUGGUGGUGUUGGGGGAACGCCAAGUGGAUGCGUGGAUAAACAAGAGGUGGACACGAAACACCUGGCAACGCCGCUGCACCAGAAGAGAUCGGCGAGGCGGCGGCCGGAAUCUGGGGGUGACCACGGAAGCGGCGGAGACGACCGUGGGGUCUCCUGCAACAAGUGCCGGCCGAGCAACCGCGAGAAGAUCUCGGUGGUUCCUCUGGACAAUAAUGGUCUCGGAAGGCAUUCAAUUCCGAGCCCCAACGGGAUAUUGAAGUCCAUUAUGCAUUCUCUGACGAAGAAAAGCCCGAGAACGCCGUCCGACGCGGCCGCCGGAAGGGAGGAGCAGUGGAAGAUCGCCGCGGCGGAGCUCUCGCACAAGCUCAUCCAAGCGACGCGAAAGCGGGACGAAGCUGUUCUGGAAGCUUCGCGGCUCAAGUACUCCAUGGCCGAGCUCGAGAAGAAGCUUACCAAGCUCGAAGUCUAUUGCCAAGACCUCAAGUCCGGGCUUGAAGUCUGCGCCAGCAAAAAAUCACCAAAUCGACCACUCGCCAUUAACACGAACCACAAUCAGAGCAUAACCGUCGGCGAUCACGACAAGGUCGUCGAACACUUCCUUGUUGCCGUCUCGGAAUCUCGCUCCACCGUCCGAUUUCUCAGCCGUUCACUCACUCUUCAGCUCCGGCAAAUGGGCGUCAAGGUAUUCGACAAAAUAUCUCUUCUCCUCCAACCCUACGACGUCAAAAUCUCCGUCUCCAAGAACCCCAGGGCUCUGGUUUUCUACUUCGAAUCGCUCCUGAACAAAGCCUUCUUCGAGGACUUCGAGUCCAUCGGGUUCCAGAAAAGUGCCCCGACCCAAAUCCUGAACCCAAUCGACCGUUGCUCAGCCAACUUCGCAUCGUUCACCCAUUUGCAGGGCGUGACAUGGGAAGAAGUUCUGAACAAAGGAACCCGACAUUUCAGCGAAGAUUUCAGCAAGUUCUGCGACCGGAAAAUGAACGAGAUCGUGGCUAUGCUGGGUUGGAACCGGGCGUGGCCGGAGCCGCUCUUGCAGGCUUUCUUCGGCGCGUCCAAGAGCGUCUGGCUGGCUCACCUCUUGGCCAACUCGGUGCACCCGGGCUUGCCGGUUUUCAGGGUGGAUAAAGGGGCGAGAUUCGACCCGGUUUACAUGGAAGACAUGGGCGGCGACAGGGACCGGAAACUGGUUCCGGCCGUGGUUCGGAUCAUGGUCACACCCGGGUUUUAUAUUUUAGGCAAUGUGGUCAAGUGCAAGGUGCUCUGCAGGUACCGUGGCAAGAACGGCUAUGGCGAAACGGGUCUGACACUGUCGCCCGGAUCAUAAAAAUUCACACUGGAUACGUCCUCGGCACCGAAGAAGAACAAUUUGGGGCACAGAGUCUGUAGGGUCAACGAACCGGGUUGUGUCUUGCAGAUAAGUCCAUAGAAAAGGCCAAAUUUCUUGUACAGUUUCGGCUUGUUCCCAGGGAAGCCUUAUCAUCUUGCAAUGGUUCUCUCUUCUUAACACAUUUACGGAACAUGUUUUUUAAUGGGGGCUGUAUUUCACUUGUACCAAGUGGUUUAGGUUAUAUUUGUAAGGGCAUUGUAUAAUUCAGAUUUAGCUUUUGAAAUUUUUGUGAUUUUUUUUAUUCAAACAGUCCUUUUAAUUGUUUUGGAGUUUACUAUUCUUUAACAAAUUUAUCAAAAUGCCAUUGAAACAAGAACACUUAGUCCGAAAAUGUAGAAAAAAGAUAACUAUUUUAUUCAUUGAACUAUGUAUAAUUUAUGUGUUGAAAGUUGAGAAAUAUCAGCUAUCCACUUCAGUAAAUGGACCACAAUUUUCACCUAAAAGUGAACCACAAUUUCCUAAAAUGCUCAAACAAUAUUGACUUUUACCAAAUUCAAAAAUACUCAAAACGAAAACAAAUAACUAAUGGAAAAGCAAUGAAUGAUUUAACACCGACUCAACCUGACAAAGAAAAAUAAACAUUGCAUAAAAGUAAAUUAAAACAACAUGCACUAAACUUUGGCACUCCCCUUAGUGCAUGCUUUUGGUUUAUUAAACCAAGAAUUUCACAAAAUAGCUCCAACUUUAACUUUGUGAGUGCUUUGCUGAAAAUAUAAGUAACUUGAUCACUUAUUCGAAGAUUCUUCAACUCAAACUCUUGUUCAAAGACUUUUUCUUGAACUUCAGUGUGCUUUGUUCGAGCAUGAAAUACUAGAUUUGAUGCUACCUUGACUGCACACUCAUCAUCACACCUCAAAGUGAUGUGAUGCUCCACUUUCUUGUAGAUGUUGGUAAUCAAUCGUUUCAACUAAAAUCCUUCUUGUGCAGUCAUUGUUGCAUUGCAGUUACUCUACUUCGA